Messenger RNA from Haliotis rubra (blacklip abalone), 998 nucleotides. RefSeq names its product glutaredoxin-like. Gene Ontology annotation, molecular function: glutathione disulfide oxidoreductase activity. The coding region runs from base 213 to 566 and encodes 117 amino acids. Gene Ontology annotation, cellular component: cytoplasm. NCBI's taxonomy places the organism in Eukaryota, Metazoa, Mollusca, Gastropoda, Lepetellida, Haliotidae. The record is from RefSeq and is a predicted model, not a curated record. Gene Ontology annotation, biological process: cellular response to oxidative stress. The transcript has 3 exons.
AAUAAUAGAGUAACCUGCCCUUACUUCCGACUCGAGCAGACAUCGAUUUUCGAUAUUUGCAUUCUUUCGGGGUAUUUAUGCGCUAUCGUUUAAGUUCCUGCUUUCAGACACCGAUUAGGCAAAGGUCAAAUAUCAUCACCAAGGUGUUCCCUGGCGCACGUUCUCUGGAAGUUUUACCAGCAUAGUUCCCCAGCUGAUAAUCAUCUGGCACAAUGGGUGGGUCCCACUCCAAGUCGGACCCUCCCCGUUACAUGAACUCGAAGGAGGCCAGGGAGGUUGCAGGGCUCAUCACAGAAAACUGCGUGAUGGUUUUCUCUAAGACUUACUGCCCAUACUGCAAAGAAGUAAAAAAUAUUUUCAAGAACAUGAAUGUGCCUUUUCAGUGUGUGGAACUGGAUAUCCGCCAUGAUGGACAGGAGCUACAGGAUAUACUGCAAUACUUGACCAAGGCUAGAACGGUGCCAAGAGUGUUUGUCAACGGGGAGUGCAUCGGAGGCUGCUCUGAGACGAAGGCGCUGUAUCAGACCGGACAGCUGAAGGACAAGCUGGAAUCCUGUGGCAGUUGAUACUGACCGCAAUCAGUCCGUUUCUGUUUAACUAUUUUAUGAUAUUCAGAUUCCAAUAUCUUUUAUGCAUUGUUCUCACACUGAACAUAGAUCUCUUAAGCAAAGAUUUGUGGCAAUAUUAGAGAGUAACCAUGGUAACCUGUUUGAGGCGUCGGGAGGAGAUUGGGCUGGGUUGACCAAAUGUGACCUGCCAGGAGAAUAUAUCCAGGAAAAACCUGAAUUUUUAUUUACACAGUUUACAGUCAUAGUUUCCGUUUCCUUAUUAAGUUGUACCUUUUGUAAUUUAUUAGGAAUAUAGGUGAGUUAGAAAUUUAAUGUCGCAUCAGCAUUGUUUCAGCCAUAUAGAGAUAUUAGGAUUUUAAGCAAAGUUUCUUGGCAAGUGACUUUGUGAAGAAAGAAUUAUUUUGUCAAAAAUAUUCAAGUCCUUACUUU